Messenger RNA from Bombyx mori (domestic silkworm), 8547 nucleotides. RefSeq lists its product as uncharacterized. Gene Ontology annotation, biological process: regulation of small GTPase mediated signal transduction; activation of GTPase activity. Gene Ontology annotation, cellular component: cytoplasm. Gene Ontology annotation, molecular function: GTPase activator activity; protein binding. NCBI's taxonomy places the organism in Eukaryota, Metazoa, Arthropoda, Insecta, Lepidoptera, Bombycidae. The record is from RefSeq and is a predicted model, not a curated record. Bases 72 to 4073 code for a protein of 1333 amino acids. The transcript has 17 exons.
UGCCGUGGACACGAUCCGAACCCCCACCACGUCGACGGCGUGAUUCAUCAGCUGAUUCUGGAAUUAAGUCCAUGGCUUCCAAGCGUCGUGAUUCGAAAUCGGCUCAGCCAGAUUUCCGAGCGGAAUUUUCGAAUUAUUUUGAACGAAGGGAUUCAACUAUUAUUAUACCAACAAAAGAUAAACGUAUGAAACGUCGUAGUUCUGAAGAAAAGGAACGUAGAGAUUCAGUUGAUGGUACUAGACAUAGACGUGAUUCCAUAAUUGCUCAGCCACCACGCAUUGUAGCAACACACAGGAAGCGACGCAGCUCUCCACCUCCACCUGCUGCACCAUCUUUCGUAGAAGUAUCUUCCGAUCCGGGUCCUUCGACUCAACCACCAUCGGUAACCGUAGUCACUGUCCACGAACCAAGCCGAUCUGACGGAGAAUGCCACCCUAUGACUAUGCCUACGAUUAUAACGUCGGCUGUGACACCAUCACCGACCUCACCAACAGUACCGAGAGGUCGCCGAGACUCGACUACACAGUGUGGUCGGGCGAGACGAGAUUCUCGUGCAGCUGCAAGCCCGGAACGCCGACUGGGCAGACUACAAAGACAAGCUACAGCAUUCGAUGAUCCGACUGGUCCUCCUGGAGCCAGGCGAAGGGACUCUGGUCCAUCCUUAGGUCCCGAUGAUGAAGGAAGAGUUAGAAGAGAUUCUCUUAGUCCUGAUUCUGCUGCUCGUCCAAGACGUGACCGUUCACAAUUAAGUCCCGACCGGGCAGGUGGUGGGGAAUUGAGUCCUUCGGCAGCCCGUCGCCGAAGCAGAUUACGGCGUCAAGCUUCUUGUGCAAGAAUGGGUAGGGCUAGAAGCCCAGAAUCCAGUUCAUGCUCCAGCCGGGAUCCAAGCCCGUGUGCACGUCCUCCGGAGCGCACUAUGAUCCGGAGGCAAUCGACAACAGAAGAAAUAUUAAUUGCUCGCGGUUUUCGACGACAAUCUACAACCGAAGAGAUGAUAAGGUGCCGAAACUUUAGACGACAAAGCUCACAAAGCGAUGACGCUUGCAUGCGAGCACGCGGUCGACGCGAUUCAUCAACACAAAUAUUGGACGGAACGAUAGGAACUAUGACUGUUGAGACAACAAGCACAUUCUUCGAUUCCAGCACGCAAACAGAACCGUCUCCGCUGUAUGACAACAACCACUAUCAUGAGGAAUGUCUCCGUUGCAACUCCUGCGGACUGAAUCUUACUGGACCCAAUCAGAAGCGCGCACGCCGUUUCAAAAAUCAUAUUCUGUGCGACCUGCACUUCGCCGACGUAGCGCUGAUGGAGUGCAGCGAUUUCAUGCAGCAACUACGCAGCUUCAAACCACAAUCGCUGGGCUGCGCCGUCGCUAGGCGCAAGUCUUCAACUACCCUCAUAUUCCCGUUGCCACCUCAGGCCUGUUCAGAUGAAUUUUGCGAGGAGUACCCUCACAAUCUGAUACCGACACCCGGCUACUGGAUCGAGUGCUCGCGUCAGAAGAUAGCGAGCGAUACUAUUUGGGACGAGUCUGAAUCCGAACAUGACAGUGGACCCGAUCGUGAAAAUGCAGAAGAUCGCCACGGAAGGUCUGGCUCUUUGGAUGAAGCAGCUGAAGACAGCAGCAACGGAGGCAGCACGCCCAAGAAGAAAACUGUUAUUGAAGAACAAUGGGAAAGAUCGGGAGGCUUCGAACUUACCUCAGUCGAGCAGGAAACAUACGAAAAGUACUUCUACGGCACAGAACAUUGGAACUAUUUUACUAAUGACGAGGAUCUCGGACCCGUCAUACUUUCUAUUAAACAGGAGACACUCAACUCUAGAGAUCAGUUCAGGAUCCUGGUCCGAGCGAUUAGCUACACAGUUCAUGGACUAAUUCCCGCAUCGUGCGUCUUCGCUGACCGUUACAAUCGUGAAGAAGUGGUCCGCUCUCUUGGCAAGGAAGUCAACAUCAACCCACCACUCAUGUUGGGACAGCUGCCUGAUACUCCCGAAGAAUUACUGAAACUUGAUCAGGUGUUCAUAAAGUCGGAAUUGAAAGUAGGAGUUAUCUACGUAAAAGAAAAUCAGUACACGGAAGAAGAAAUACUGGACAACAACGAGAAUUCUCCUUUAUUCGAAGAAUUCUUACAGGUCAUGGGAGAGAAAGUACGGCUUAAAGGAUUCGAUAAAUACAAAGGCGGCCUCGACACAGUACACGACUUGACUGGCUUGUAUUCAGUCUACACCAACUGGAGGAGUAUCGAGAUAAUGUUUCACGUCUCCACUCUCCUGCCUUAUGAGAGACAUGAUCCUCAGAAGCUGCAAAGGAAACGCCAUAUAGGCAAUGAUAUCGUAUGUGUCGUCUUCCUUGAAGCGGAUAAUACAUCCUUCUCACCGGCAUGUAUCAAGAGCCACUUCUUACAUACAUUCAUUUUGGUUCGAGUGUCGGCCAAGAUUAAACGUCGACCGACAAGGUACGAAGUAUCUGUAGUGACGCGGGACGAAGUGGGUGCCUACAAGCCAUACCUUUGGGAACAAAGCGUCUUUGAUAAAGGUCCCAUGUUCAGAGAAUGGUUACUAACAAAAAUUGUGAAUGGCGAAAGAGCGUCGUACUCGGCACCGAAAUUUGCAAGAAUGCAAGAAAGAACACGCAGUCAGAUGCUGGAAGACAUUGUCGCUAAUCUACAGAAUCACGCAGAAACGGGGCAAAUACCGAAGCCUUAUCGAAGAGGUUCUUGGCGGCCAAUAGGGCAUAUGAGACCCUCUUCGCCUCUUCUAGAUUCCGUGAGAGAUCAAUUCGAAGAUUAUGAUCAACUUGCUAGAGACUUCACCCGAGUUUUCCUGAAUAAUGAAUUGAACACGGCAACAAACGCACAACUUUUCGACGUCGUUUUUCUUGUGGGGCAAUCAAAACAGAAAACCAAAUUUAUUGGAGUACGGGCCAUCCUUGGCGUAAGAAGCAGGGUUUUCCAAGAGAUGCUGUACGGCAUUCAGACAGGCUUCGGGUCUCCUCAAGUUCCCGUUGCCGAGUUACUAGCUCGGCCAGCGCCUACACUUUUGUCUCCAACUCCUGCGAGGCAGAAGAGCAGCAACUUCUUGCAAGUUCCGGACAUCGAAUCACCAAGGCCAAAAAGCGUGCCAAGUUCCCCGAUGGUGAAGCGCGCGUUCUCCCGCCUCGGUACCAUCACGGCGGGCUGGGGACGAUCCAUCAGGAAACAACACUCGCAACUAAAUGCUGAUGACAAGAAAAGAUGGGCCAGUUCCCAAGAUUGCUCCAAUAAAGAAGGAAAAGAAAAGGAAAAAGAGAAGAAUGCAGCUCUAGCAGUACCCAGGCUAUCUGUAUGCGCGGACGCGCAAAAAGUGGACCGAGCGAAAUUAGCACAAACUGAGUUCUCUAUUAUCGAGUUCGAUCCGGAUACAUUUCGCAUUCUCCUGGACUACUUGCACACGGGCAGUUGUCCUCUAACCUGCGCGUCGAUCCCGGGACUGAUCUGCGCUGCGGAACACUACGACCUUCCUGAACUGCUGCAGGCCUGCUUCCAUCACGCGAAGCAAUUCCUCAGGAUAGAAGUGGUGUGCACUAUGCUGAUAUCUUUAGAAAAUUAUUAUUGGCGAUACACUUCAGCCUCUGAAUUGGUAAACAUGAUCCUUGCUUUCAUCGAGCAGCGAGCGUACGCUCUUUUCCAGACAUCAGAGUUCCUCAAUCUCUCCGAGUCUAUGGUGCAAAUGAUCAUGUGCCGCAACCUAGAAGUGCCCGAAGUAAGGAAAUUCGAAGCCAUGCUCGGCUGGGCCAAAAACAAAAUCAAAGCAAAGUCCGCCAACAAGACUGACGCCAAAAAUGAAUUUAAAUGCAUAAUGGAGAGGCUGGCACGAGACUUGAAGCUGUACAGGAUUUCACCACAAGAGCUGAUCAAAGUGGUGCUCCCAUCGAAGGCUAUAAAGAACGAACAAAUCCUCGAGACGCUGAUGUACCAGGCCAACUCCGGGAUGUACCGGAUCCAGGACAGCUACAUCGAGGCCUGCCAGCAACGCUUGCAGAAGCAGGACUCGAGGUUCUCGGAGUUUGAGAGUUUCGACUACGGCAUUUAACUUGGAGCUGUGAGGCAUAUCAGUGUAUUAGGUAGAUAUGAGCGAUCACGCCGAGCCCUUCUCUAUAUGGUACGUUGACGCCUUCUAAAGUAUUAUUGUUGUAGAUCAGCGGUCGGGAACCGGGGUGAAUUACCCCAAAUGGGGUAAAAUGAAAUUUUGGGGAAUAAAAAUGAAACUUUUGUGAGUAAAAAGUAUAUAUUGAAGUGAAACUUCUUUAGAAUCGUUGUGAUUUCAAACUCGAUGAAACGAAAUGAAAUGAAACGAAAAAAUAAUCUUUUUUUUUUCAAAAUUAUCAUGGAGUCUAUGAAAGAUGCUAAAAAAAGCGAUUUCGCUUUUUUUGUUCUUCGUCAUGAGGUAAUAUCAACUUACACAAAAAUAUUUUCGGGUAAUAAUUCAAAAAGUUCCCCGACCGCUGUUGUAGAUGUACCUACUAAAAUACUAGUAGAUAUGCGAGAAAUAUUUGUACACUUCUCGUAAACGUAUUCCUUGUUGUUAUUCAUUGAUACCUAUAUAUUUUUUACAUCUAGCUAGAUGUGUUCAGCAUAAUCAUCUAUAUUUUUGGUACAAAAAAUUUGCAUCGUAAUAUUCAGCCAAAACUAUGUGUAAUCUAUUAUGUAACUAAAUGUUGUAUAUGUCGAUGUAUCUAUUAAACGUGUGUCCCUCUCUGUGAUCCGCUAAGUAGGUAUAUUUUCUAACUUUUAAAUUAGUAAGUAUUAUUUAGUACACUUAAAAUCUUUAUAUAUAUAUACAUACAUAUAUAUAUUACAUUACGUUAACACGACACUGUCGGUAACUGUCGCAUAUGGUUAAAAACUGUAUAAACCUUUCUAAAUAAGAUUUUGAAGUAUUUAUACCUAAUUAAAAUGAAAACGUUUAUAAAAAUAAUCGAUUAAAACACUUUAUUCGUGUUUUUUUUUUUGUGAUGGAAACAAUUUCUCGAACAGCACUACAAUAUCUUAUCAUGACUUAUCGAUCGUUGCAGUCCACUUUUGUAUGUGUAAGAAACGUGAACCAACCAGCUAAUGAGAGAGAAACGUGUAAGUACUGUUCUAAAAUUGCAACCAUAGUACUAAAAUUAAUGAAAAGUUAAAUCUAUAUUGUUGAAGAAGCUCGCCGGAGCACUAAAUUUAAAAUAACUUACUUACUAGCUAAAAUAACGAAUAAGAAUAUUUGGAAACACAAAGCUGCCUCAAUAUUAUUAAAGUCUAAGCAUCUGAUAUCCGUUGAUCUCUUAUUUUAUUUAUCACUAUAUUCCCAACUAAAUUUAUUGUUUAUAAAAACGAUCUUUCAUAUAUUCUGCACUUAAUAACUAAUGUGUAUAAUCAAAACGCUUUAAAUAUUGUGUUGUAUCACAUUAUGUACCAAUGAUAUACGCUAGAAAUACGGGCCACUAAUUUCCGAGAUAUUUCAAAUCGAACAAUAAAAUCGAACUAUUCAUUGAACUACAUUCCUUUCGGUCCUAACUACGUCACAAUCGAUCGUUCUCAUUAAAUACUAUCAAAAUUUAAUCAAUGAUAUGAAGAUAAUCUAUUAGGGUCUGACCACAUCCACGCGACACAAGGCAACGCCGCGCCCUUAUGUGAUUUAAGCCAUAAUAUACAAUACGAUUAUAUGAGGCGUAAUGCUUUUUUUAUUGCUCUUGUAGGCAAACGAGCAUACGGCCCACCUGAUGGUGAGUGGUUACCGUCACCCAUGGACUUCUGUAAUGCUAGGGGCAGAGCCAAACCGCUGCCUACCGUUAAGUACUCUCCACAGGCCUCGUUUGAAGAAGGAUAUGUCAUAGCGCUCGGGAAACACCGUGGAGGGGAGCUCAUUCCAAAGCCGGGUGGUACGUGCAAUUGCCGCUUAAAUUGCAAUGCUCGAAAACAUACUGUCACUACAUAGUUUCAGUAUUUAAACAAUAUCGUAUCGUAUCUAUGAGAAACGCGUACGAACGGGGGCGUAUUCUCGCUGUUUGAUCAAAAGUUCAAAUUUAACCGCGGUUUGACUUCUUUUUUUGUUCUUAUGAUGUAGCGAUAUCAUUCCACCUUGUAUUCAGUAUGUUGUUUUUGACAAACGAUAGAACUCCGGAUAAUUUGGUGAAAAUAUUCAUUUGUGUGUGAUUACUUGAACCACGAUAAUGUUUUUUAUUGCUUUUAUCAUUUAGCAAUUUGCAUGUUGCUCAGCCGUUACCGGAGCCCAUAGAAAUCUAUAAACAUAUCUCCUGACGGUUCAAAGUCGUACGAUUAUAAUGUUUCGAAGUCGGUACAAUUUUUUUUAUUAAUUAUGUAUCAAACAUACACACAAACACACGAAUGGCUUCCGUAAUGCAGUAUAAAAAUAGUGAUUACAACUCGUGUUUUAAAAUUUUGGUCAAUCGACACCUACUAUCUUUAUAACAUAUAAACGACCUUCCCAUAUCUACCGCUAAACAGUAACGCGCUCCCAAAUUAAUGGGUAUUUAAACGGCAAUUAAUAAAUAUUAAUUUACUAUAAUAAAUUUAUGAGGGCUAAGCUAGGCCUUAUGUUCUCGUGUCUAUGAGCUCUCGUGGCCAUUGCACACCCGGUUAGCCUGAGAUUUGGUCAUACACUCGACGACUGUGGUAAAAUUAUAAACUAUAAAUAAUAUUACAACGGAUAUGGUGAUUGAGCGACGGCCCGAGCCACGUAUCUUUUAUAUUUGUCUUUGGUUAAUCAAAUGUGUGUGUUUAAUCCACCACACCCGAAUAUGUGUGUUGUCCAUUGAAUAUUAUAAUCUAAUACAGAUCUGUGCCGUACUAAGCUUAUAAUUAUUUAUUAUUUAAAAAAAUCUUAAUAUCGCCAUAUACUGAUUUGUAGGUACAAAAAAUUUCAAUAUCUUAUAACACUUUUAGCGUGCAUCAGAGGUACUUUAUAAGAGUCUAUUGUGCAGUCUGUUUCUAGGAUAAAUUUUAACCUAACUUAUGAUGAUGGACGUACAGACUGCAUAGCUAUAGUUUAUUAUAUAUUAUUAUUAUUAUACUUAUAUGUAAUUUAGAAUUGUUGAGUCGACCUCUUGAUAGGUAAAUGUUUACUUUGUAUUGAACGUGAAAUAUGUAAUGUUAUUAAUGUGAACAUUUUCUGAACCAAAUGUUUUAGGAUGGUUAAGAUCUAAGUAUUUAGUCGAGUUUGCCCAAACAAAGACCUGUUUCACCGAAAUAUAUGCUAUGAAUUUUAAAUGUAAUUGACGUGAUGAUUAAUUGUUGUGGAUAUAAUCAUUCUUUGUAUCACUUCCGAGUCGAUGUAAAUAAUGGUAGUUACUUCAAAAUUUGACCCUUAUCUGUUAAAUUAGACGUCAUGAAAGCUAGGUUAGUUACUUAAUAAUAUCAAGCUCUAUGUAGCAGUAUACCAAUUUAUUUGUUGUUUAUUGUAGGUCAAUAAUAUUUUUCUGCACACAACAAUAUACCAAACCAACACCUUUCGAUAUGUUUAUUGUAUUAAAUAAUUAUUAAUACUUACAAUGUUUAUUCAAAUAAAAUAAAACAUUAAUAUUGGAUGAAAGCUCUUGUGAAUGUGAAGCGGGUCUUUAAACUUACAUGGAUCAUUUACAUUUAGGUGUUGAAAAAAUUACGUAGCCUAAAAAUUAUAAUGUUUAUAACACUGAAAAAUGAAACAAGCAAACGUUGAAUUGUUCGUAAUUUUUACACUUUUGAAACUAUACAAAGAGGUUAUUAAAAUUUUCAAAGUGAAAUCGUUUCGUUCGCCAUGUUUUGCUCAAAGCUUGUAAAAUUCUAUAAAUGAAAAUUAAUACGAAAUUGGGUGUCACAUAAAAAAUAAAUGUAUGGUGUCGUGGGACACCGGAUAGGAACGAAGUUUCUUAUUAUAAAAAUAUUAAUUUUAAGUUCUAUUCGAGGUAUAAAGAAAAUAAAACUGGAGGUUUCGCAACAACCCACGGUCAUUCGGUAACGUGCGAACUUAUUGUGGUACACUUCAUUCACGGUUGUUUGCAUAAGAGUUAGUGUAUUGCGCAAACAAACGCUCUGAGAUCGUGGUCAAUGAAUGUUAAAAAAAUAUGUUAUUUUUUGUACGUUAUUACAAAAUUAAGUCGUACACUGUGCGCAUUACUAAUAAAAAUUACUAAUAAAAAUACGUUACGGACGUUUUUUCCCGGUUAGGGUACCCCUCCGCAUCGUCCCAUAAGGAACUUCGUUCCAAAAAAAUGUAUUGCAUGCGAAUAUUUUGUGUCACGUUAUGAGUUUACUUAUAUAAUAAUACUCAUACGUAUGCUGUGUGUUUAGGUUUAAUUUGUAGUAACACCAAAAUUAUUAAUAGACGUGAAAAGCUCUAUGAAGUUCAAAUAAGUUUUCUAUUCCAAAAUUUUAACCUUCCUGUGAUCGUGAGUGUUGCUAUAAGUAUGUUAAUACGUGGAAUCUUGAGAUAUAUAUCUAACUAUAACUGUUAUUUUGCAUGAGCAAGAUUAAUAUCCAAAAAAAUAUAUUAUGUGGUCAAUAAAUUUUUUGUGUAUUUAUUGUUGAAA